UUAUCGCGAUACCGAAACAAAAUAAUUUCGACAAGAAAAAUGUCGGAGAGUGAAGAGCCCGAUGUUAUUAAGGGAACAAAUGUUAUGAGAAUGGUUGUUUCGCCGACUUUUUCUUCCACGCAAGUACAGUUAACACUGGGCCCCAAUCUUAAAGUCAUUCCGAUGAACGAUCAGGUGAAGGAGCUUCAGACAAUCAUACGAGACAGAAACACCAGCCGAAGCGACUUUGUAUUCUAUGCCGACAGGCUGAUACGCCUUGUCGUUGAGGAGGGCCUCAACCAACUUUCUUACUCGGAAUGUUCAGUGAUAACCCCAGUUGGAUCAACGUACAACGGUGUCAAGUUCCUGAAAGGUAGCUGCUGCGUGAGCAUUAUCAGAAGCGGUGAGGCAAUGGAAAAAGGUCUUCGAGAUUGCUGCAGAUCCAUACGGAUUGGGAAAAUCCUAAUCCAGAGUGACGAAGACACCCACGAAGCAAACGUCGUCUACGCAAAGUUUCCGGUGGAUGUCGCUUCGAGAAAAGUCCUCCUCAUGUAUCCCAUCAUGAGUACCGGCAACACAGUCAUCAAAGCCGUGAGGGUACUUCAGGAGCACGGGGUUCACGAGAACAACGUCAUCUUGCUGAACCUCUUCUGCACGCCGCACGCCGCUAAAUCUGUCCUGUCAGCCUUCCCGCACCUGAAGAUCCUGUCCUCGGAGGUUCAUCCCGUGGCACCCAACCACUUUGGACAGAAGUAUUUUGGAACGGACUAAACUUUAUUCUUGGACGGCCGGGUGUGGAGUGCGAAAGAAAUAAGUUUUGUAUGAAUUUGAAGCGAGCACAUAUUGCCAUGAAACUGUCUCAUGGAAUGACCAAUGCAUUGUAUAUCCCAUAAUGGUUGAGUGAAUCGUACGUCAGGGCCAACGGGACAGGCGGGGCCGGCGAGAGAAAUUACGGGCUCCCGGGGAUGGAUCAUGCUUGUGCGCCUCCCUUACGUUUCAGUAACACAGUCCCAGUAUUUCUUCUUUAUAUCAUUAUGACAUGACAUUAUAUGUCAUUAUGACAUUAUAUCAUUAUGAGUUGUGUGUCCCACGGGAUCCCGGGCACCAUCCCCGCUUGCCCCACCCUCUCGCCGGCCCUGAGGACGGGGGCUGAAACCGGAACAGAACCGAAAACCGCUUGGAACUGAAACGUUUUCAAGAGCUGUAACCGGAACGCAAGCGCAAUUCACUAUCGUCAAUUAAUCGAAACCGUAACCUGAGCCGAAAAAAUGUGAUUUCGGUUACCAGUUCACAUGAAUCGGUUCAAGCAUGAACACGAACGACUCGGGAUGCAAUACUGUGAACAUAUUUUUAUUCGCGAUGUAUUGAAUUUCGCGAAUUGCGCAUUCAGUCAUUUGUGAAGUUAUUCGCGAGUACAAUUUUUUGCAUUUUUUUUAAGUGGUUGCAAAAUUCACGAAAAUGAACACAUCACGAGUAAAAAUGUGUUGACAGUAUUUCUGUUGUUUUACAACUCUGAUUAGUGGUGUAGUACGUGCUUCUGGUAAAAUAGAGACGCUUCGUCAUGUGUUUUUUGUUCGUUUUCGCUCAUGUGUGUUUCGUUGUGUAGACACCAUACCAUCUUAUUCGCUUGGGUCCACGAUCGGAUGACUUGCACGUUGUGUGACAUGUAUUGCAUACAUCCCUUAUGAGGCUAUGAACUGUAUUAUUGUUAUCAUUUAAGAUACAAAGUGUUGCACGUUG
This is a messenger RNA of Ornithodoros turicata, 1719 nucleotides long. It is a transcript of the gene kri, whose product is annotated as uracil phosphoribosyltransferase homolog. Gene Ontology annotation, molecular function: ribosylnicotinamide kinase activity. The transcript is spliced from 7 exons. Gene Ontology annotation, cellular component: cytoplasm. The record is from RefSeq and is a predicted model, not a curated record. The coding region runs from base 40 to 750 and encodes 236 amino acids. NCBI's taxonomy places the organism in Eukaryota, Metazoa, Arthropoda, Arachnida, Ixodida, Argasidae.